AUGAGUUCAGAUUGGUGGGGUAUUCCAUCCAAUACGGAGAGCAAGUAUAGAAGCACGCGUUUAUCGCCAUCAUGGGCCGAAUCUCCUGCACCCGCAUCUUCGUCUAUUCCAUCACAAGCGAAUCAAAUUUCGACAAGUCAAUGGGCGUUCAUUUCAAAUCAAACUCAAAGUACUCAAAAUUUCGAUCAAGCUCUUGAUGUUGCCGCUUCAACUGCCGCGACAUUUGCAGAUCUUACGGCAGACGAGAAAAAGGCAUAUGAUUUAGAAAAGAAAGCAUAUUCUAUUCUAACUCAAGCGUUGAGCAAGGAUAUAUAUCAUCAGUUUGUCAGCUUCAAGACGUCAAAGCUGUUAUGGGAUGCAUUGAAGACGAUAGGUCUAGGAAAUGAAGCGUCACGCAAAUUGCGACAUGAUCUACUCAAGAAGGAGUUUGAUGGCUUCACAUGUAUGGAAAGGGAAUCUUUGGGAGAUUUGAAAAUUCGAUUUUAUCACUUGUUGACUGAAUUGAAUAGUUAUGGAGUAGUAGUAACUCCAAAAGAAGUAGUCAUCAAGUUUGCCGACGCAUUACCAGCUCAAUGGAAUGGUUUCUUGGAAAUCUUGAAAUAUAAUGGCACUUUGGCUGCGACAAACAUCAAUGAUUUCGUUCAGCUCUUGGAGAACAAAGAUCAAGAAGAAAUCAGGAAGGCCAAAAGGAUUCCAGUGCAACAGAAUCCUGAUAUGUAUUAUGGAAACUGUGGAAGUUCUAGCACUUCUGCAAGACCUGCUCCACAUGCUCAGCUUCAAACGGCCUUUGUAUCAAGAGAUAUGUACGGAAAUCCACUACCAGUUUCCAAAACUCAAACGACUUUUGUCUCAAGCACUGACAUGUACGGAAAUCCACAACCAGAAGUCUCAAAGCAAAGCUAUCAAUAUACCGGAGCAAGAGAUAUGUACGGAAAUCCACUACCAGUUCCACAACAAGCUUGUUAUGGAAGCACCUCAUCUGCCGGUCAGCCAUCUAAUCCAAAUACAGUUCGGCUCGACACUUCAAAUUUCUCGAAAGUAAGUGUUGAAGUAGCUAAAGAUCAUAUGGAGCUAUUAAACACAUUGAUGAGCGCGUAUUGUGGGUUAAUAGCAGGAAGUGAUGUUCAGGAUGGAACAGCUUGCUUUGCUGAGGUUGUCAAGGAUCUGAAACAUGCCAGUGGUGGAGAAUCUUCCGCCAGUGGUGGAGAAUCAUCUGAAGAUGAAGACAGUUCUGGUUACAGUAGAAGCUCAGAUGAAGAAUCCUCAACUUCAGGCGACGAUCAUUUGGAUGAAACGUCAAGUGUGUCAGUCGAUGCAGAUAUUGAUGAAUUGUUGGGAGAAGCUGCAGCAGGGAAUCAUAGAAGAUCAAUCUUGGUGGAUGAAGCUGCUUAUUCUUCUUCAUCUAAUCAUUCAGCCUUUAUGUCUAAUGUGGGCGGUUCAUCAAACCAGAAAGGGAAGCAAAGAAAGAAGUCGCACCCUACAAAGAAAGUCAACACCAUGGCCGUUCCGCUUGAACGUUUGAACAUGGAUUUGUUCGGUCAUGUCAAGCAUAAAAGCAUCAGGAAUGAUCAGUACUGCCUCGUGGUGACUGAUGAUUAUUCAAGAUUUUCUGGGGUGGCGUUUAUGGCACACAAGAGUGAUACUUUCCAAAUUAUCAAAAACUUGAUCACAAAGAUUGAGAAUUUGUAUACUUUGAAAGUUAGACGGAUACGCAGUGACAAUAGAACCAAGUUUAAGAAUCAUGCCAUGGAGGAGUUCUGUAGAUCCAAUGGUAUUCUUCAUGAAUUUAGUGCAAGUUACACUCCUCAACAGAAUAGCGUCACUGAGCGUAAGAACCGUACAUUGAUCGAAACUGCUAGGACCAUGUUGGUAGAGUCCCAGUUACCCAUUCCGUUCUGGAGUGAAGCUAUGGCCUCUGCAUGUUAUACGAUGAACCGAGUCCUUACAGUUAAAAGACACAACAAAACCUGCUUUGAGCUUCUUCACAAACGGAAACCAGAUUUACAAUAUCUUGAACUGUUUGGAGCUCCUUGCACAAUGAUCGAUCCGAAUGGAAAGUUUGGGAUUCAACCAUUGGUUCGUCCAAUUAUUGUCAACAAUCCAGGACCAUCUUCAGUGAACAAUAAUGCUCUCGACAAUGAGGAUUUUUACGAUGCUACCGAACUGAACGAAUCUUCAGAGGAUGAUGAAUUUCUCGAUGCAGACCAAGAAGUUGUUCAUGGUACUUCAGAGGCUACACCUCCAGUAGACGCCCCUAUAACAGCUGAAGCUACUGCAUCAUCCUCUUCGCGAGUUCAGGGUAUUGAUUUGGAUGGCUCCUUCUCUCCAGGUGUUAGUGAGAUCCCUCUAGAAAGGUUUAAAGCCGGUAAAUGA
Molecule: messenger RNA, 2373 nt
Organism: Helianthus annuus (common sunflower)
Lineage: Eukaryota; Viridiplantae; Streptophyta; Magnoliopsida; Asterales; Asteraceae
Exons: 6
Coding region: 1-2373 (790 amino acids)
Biological process (GO): DNA integration
Molecular function (GO): nucleic acid binding
Source: RefSeq, a predicted model, not a curated record